Messenger RNA from Nicrophorus vespilloides, 1310 nucleotides. It is a transcript of the gene Arl1, whose product is annotated as ADP-ribosylation factor-like protein 1. Lineage: Eukaryota; Metazoa; Arthropoda; Insecta; Coleoptera; Silphidae. The transcript is spliced from 4 exons. The record is from RefSeq and is a predicted model, not a curated record. Gene Ontology annotation, cellular component: Golgi apparatus; cytoplasm. Gene Ontology annotation, molecular function: GTPase activity; GTP binding. The coding region runs from base 230 to 772 and encodes 180 amino acids. Gene Ontology annotation, biological process: intracellular protein transport; vesicle-mediated transport.
GUUGUGCUAGCAAUUAGUAGAAUUUGUGUAGAGAAAAAGGUUUGGUGAUAAUAUAUGUUCGGUUGGCAUCAAACAAAUACACCUUCUUUGACGUUUAAUUUGCGUGACUUCUGUGUACACGUCAGGAUUGAUGUGAAACCGAAUGAAUGUGAAGUAAAUGAAAACAAUGAAGAAUUGAUGGUAACGGCUAUAGUGUAGAUUACAGCGUGAAGAAACGAGCUAAAAAAAAAUGGGUGGGUUGUGGAGUUACUUCAGGGGGUUGCUAGGCGCGAGGGAGAUGAGGAUACUGAUUUUGGGGUUGGACGGCGCUGGAAAGACGACCAUCCUGUACAGGCUGCAGGUGGGCGAAGUCGUGACGACGAUACCAACGAUCGGCUUCAACGUUGAGCAGGUCCAAUACAAAAACCUUAAAUUCCAAGUCUGGGAUCUGGGUGGACAAACGAGCAUCAGACCUUACUGGCGGUGUUACUAUAGCAAUACGGAUGCCAUAAUAUAUGUAGUGGAUUCAGCAGACAAGGAGAGGAUAGGUAUUUCAAAAGAUGAACUUUUCCAUAUGCUGCGGGAGGAAGAGCUGACGGAUGCUAUUUUAGUGGUAUUAGCCAAUAAGCAGGAUAUGGCUGGAUGCAUGACUGUGGCGGAAGUGCAUCAGGCUUUAGGCCUGGAGGCGCUCAAGAAUCGGACCUUCCAGAUAUUCAAAACCUCGGCCACCAAGGGUGAGGGUUUGGACCAAGCGAUGGAUUGGCUCGCUAAUGCAUUGCAAAAUAAGAAAUAACAGUGAAGGCACGUUGAUCUUCUAGUCCGCAGUGCACCAGGAGAAAGAUCGGAGAAAUUUAACAAGAGAAAAAAAAACACUUAACUAACAACAAACAAGCGGAAAUUGUAUUAUUUUUUGAGCGAACCUAUUUUUUUUUAAUUUGUAAUUACGUUCCACUUAAUUUAUUAUAUAUAUAUACAGUUUAAAGGAUUCAUAACUAUUGUUCUCUCUCUCGUUUCGGUGUGUGCAUCAUUCCUCUUAUAUAUACAUAUAAUAUGAUAAUAAUCAAAAUGAUACAAAUUAUUGUUUUUCUCUUGAUUUGAUUGAUAAAUGUUUAAAGUCUAACAUUAGAUUCGUAGCCCAUAAUUGAAUUAGUUUAUUAUUUUGUCAAAGAAGUUUGAAAACGAAACAGAAAUACUAUAAACUAUUCUACGUGUGUGCAUAAGUAAUUUUUGUACUGUACAUUUCAAGAUUAAAAGAAAAUAAAUCUACAUAGAUGUGUAAAUGCUUGGAGUGUGCGUGUGUAUUUAUUUGUAACUCCAGAAUUCUCAUCAUA